AUGAAUCAUUGUGACUGUAAUAUUUAUAAUACUACCGCUGCACCAGCAUCUCCCUUGGAGCGUGGCCCCGGCGAGACAAACAAUAGGGUGCUUGAUUCUGGUAAAAAUAACAUAGAAAAACAUGUUUCUUUCAAUACUUCUUCUUCUUUGGAGCCACCCUUGCCCAAAAUCCCAAGGCGUGUGUUGAUGCACACAUAUUUAUUCCAAAAAGAGAUCUGUUUAGAUGUUGGUGUGGAAAACCUUGCCUGGGGCAUAGUACACCCAACCAGCGCACUGCUUGAUUCAGGCGCUAACAGAAUCUUCAUAGACCAGGUCUGGGCAGAGCGGAUUGGACUCCCCCUUGUAAAAUUAGAUGUAUCUAUUCCCGUGUCUAUAACAUUGAUGUACCAAGGACACAGAGAACGAGUCACCGCUGAAGCUACCCAACUAGGGAAGAUUAAUUUAAUCUUGGGCUGGACUGUAAGAUUCCUAUACCCUAUACCGAGUUAA
This is a messenger RNA of Serpula lacrymans var. lacrymans S7.9, 489 nucleotides long. RefSeq lists its product as uncharacterized. The transcript has 2 exons. The record is from RefSeq and is a predicted model, not a curated record. Bases 1 to 489 code for a protein of 162 amino acids. Lineage: Eukaryota; Fungi; Basidiomycota; Agaricomycetes; Boletales; Serpulaceae.